Molecule: messenger RNA, 1117 nt
Organism: Paralichthys olivaceus (Japanese flounder)
Lineage: Eukaryota; Metazoa; Chordata; Actinopteri; Pleuronectiformes; Paralichthyidae
Gene: mgst3a
Product: microsomal glutathione S-transferase 3a
Cellular component (GO): nuclear envelope; endoplasmic reticulum; membrane
Molecular function (GO): glutathione peroxidase activity; glutathione transferase activity
Source: RefSeq, a predicted model, not a curated record
CCUCGUCGCCUGUGCUGUUACGUCAUCCCGUGCGCACACGGAAGUAGCAUUAAACCCGAAAACUUCGGGUCUUGUGAUCGCUGAUCGUUUCUUCUCCGGUGUGCAAGAGCUGUCUCAACAUCUGUCAGGAUGGUUGUGCUCUCCAAAGAGUAUGGGUUUGUGGUGUUGACGGGUGUUGCCAGCAUGGUCAUGGUUGGACAUCUAGCCGUCAAAACUUGCCAAGCUCGCAAGAAGUACAACGUGCAGUAUCCUCAGAUGUACAGCGAUGAUCCUGAAAACGGAAACAUUUUCAACUGUAUCCAGCGUGCACACCAAAACACCCUGGAGCUGUAUCCUGCCUUCCUCUUCUGCCUGGCUGUUGGUGGUUUGCAUUGUCCACGUCUAGCCAGUGGACUUGGAGCUGUAUGGAUCGUCAGCAGAGAGGUGUACGCACAUGGGUACUCUACAGGAGAUCCUUCAAAGAGAAUGCGGGGAGCAUUUGGUAAUGUGGCUUUGCUUGGAAUGAUCCUGACCACAGCCAACUUUGGCCGCCACCUGUUGGGUUGGAUGGGACCACAGAUUGGGCCUUUCCGUCACGCGUCCUGUUGUUAAUGAGGACAGCGACUUCAGCCUGGGUUUUACUAAAAUGAUUCACAAUAAAUACUCCUACAUAAAUAAUAUAAAGUAAUGUACCUUGAAGCAUGCCUGCCAUAACCUCUCAUCAGGGAAGCGUUGACAAGUGACCUGACCGGUUCUUACUGAGGGAAAACGCCUUUCUUAAGAUGAUGAAUGUGGUGUUUUCACAGACUGGCACUCCUGCUCCAUGUGAGAUCAUAAGUAAGUUUAUUACCUGCUUUCUGGUUUGACAAGUUGAAUGAAUUGGCCAAAGACUGUAUCUUUGCAAUAAACAAAUUAAGAUAAUUUUAUAAAAAGGGACAUGUCAGACAUGUUUGAUGGACAGAAUAAAACCUUAUGUUUGCCUUUGUUCAGCUGAAAAAAAAAGGUUAUUUAAAAUAGUGCAGGUGUCGUGUAGGAAACCUCAAACAUAAUUCCAAUCACAACCGCUGUCUUUGUUAUUUUUUUGUGACAGUUUCAUACUGAAAAGUGAUUAUAUUAAACAUUACACAUUGGUUAUAAA